Messenger RNA from Phlebotomus argentipes, 1556 nucleotides. RefSeq names its product syntaxin-5 (gene Syx5). Bases 283 to 1488 code for a protein of 401 amino acids. The transcript is spliced from 3 exons. Gene Ontology annotation, biological process: intracellular protein transport; vesicle fusion; endoplasmic reticulum to Golgi vesicle-mediated transport. The record is from RefSeq and is a predicted model, not a curated record. Lineage: Eukaryota; Metazoa; Arthropoda; Insecta; Diptera; Psychodidae. Gene Ontology annotation, cellular component: Golgi membrane; SNARE complex; endomembrane system. Gene Ontology annotation, molecular function: SNARE binding; SNAP receptor activity.
CUCGUCACGUCACUGUCGCAUAGAGAAAAAAUUCCUUAUUCACUUUUGAGGCACUUUCCGCGUCCAAAUUUCACAUUUUGGCCUCUAUAUCGCUGUGAUUGAUUGUUGGUUAUCGUGGUGAGUGGUGUUUUGUCCAAUUGUGCCACGAGUUGCAUCAUUUCGGGAGUGAAAUCUGUUUGACAGCGAAACCUCCACGGAUCACACUCCUUGACAAUAGAGAGCUUCGCAAAGCGAGAAAAUUCAGCUGGGUUUUCAGCUAAAAAUUAUGGUGUUGUCCUGCCAAUGUCCGCUCGGCAUCGUUUUCCCGGCCAUGAGUCCGGUGACAGUGUGAUAACUUUCGUGAAUGUUGAGGAAGAGGCUGAGAACAAGUAUCAGAAGAAGAAGGCCGCCUGGUCGUUCAAUCCUGCCCAAUUGUCGGCCUCUAUUAAAGCUUUCGCGGGCUCAGUUCAGGAGUCACCCAGAGAGCCGCCCAAGGAGACCGCGCCCGAUCCCUCGGAUUUUGAUUUUCUCGACAAGGAAGAGGAGGAAAUCAUCGUGAUGACGGCCAGAGACAGAACACUGGAAUUCUCCAAUGCCAUCCGCUCGAUGCAGGGCAGGAAUAUCGCCCGGGCGGUGAACAUCAGAGAUCCCCGAAAGGCGCAGCAGAUGCAGAGCUACUCGGAGUUCAUGAUGGUGGCGAAGGGAAUUGGGAAGAACAUCGCGAGCACGUACACGAAACUGGAGAAACUGACACUGCUGGCCAAGAGAAAGUCUCUCUUCGACGACAGACCGGCAGAGAUUCAGGAGUUGACGUACAUCAUAAAAGGCGACCUCAACUCCCUGAAUCAGCAGAUCGCGAAGCUGCAGGACAUCGGCAAGAGCCAGAGGCGCUCCAGCAGUGGGAAACACUUGUUGUCACAUUCCUCCAACAUGGUUGUGGCUCUCCAGGCUAAGCUGGUGAACAUGAGCAACGACUUCAAGCAGAUCCUGGAGGUGCGCACGGAAAAUCUCAAGCACCAGAAGACCCGGCGGGACCAAUUCAGCCAAGGACCCGUCACCAACUCCCUGCCGCCGUCCUCGAUGCGCGGCUCAAGCCAGGGAAGUCUUCUGCUCAGUGAACAGGACCAGGAUUCGGUGCACAUCUCCCUGGGAGACAACGCCUCGGCAUCACAGCCUCUGCUGCCGCGCCAGCAAAUGCAGCAGCAGCUGAUGCUGUACGAUGAGUCUGAUAACUAUGUGCAGCAGCGCGCGGAGACCAUGCAGAACAUCGAGAGCACAAUCGUGGAGCUGGGCGGAAUCUUCCAGCAGCUGGCGCACAUGGUCAAGGAACAGGAGGAGAUGGUGGAGCGGAUUGACAGCAAUGUUCAGGACACGGAGCUCAACAUUGAAGCGGCUCACGGAGAGAUCCUCAAGUAUUUCCAGAGCGUCAGCAAGAAUCGCUGGCUGAUGAUCAAGAUCUUCGGCGUUCUCAUUAUGUUCUUCAUCUUCUUUGUUGUCUUCAUGGCGUAGCCGCAGCCACGCGCCAUGGAAGACAUUCUGUAAAUGUUUAUGCAAAUAGAGGGGAAUAUUUAACAAAA